AUGCAAGCACUUCGCCAUCCAAUUCACCAUCUUCGUCUCGCGCUACCAGCCCCAUCCAUACAUCGGCCCUGGUCUCGCAGUAGUGUCCCGCCCAUCUUCAUCCCCAUCACAUCUCGUAUCGUGCGUGGCCGUGGCGUGAUGAGCUCCCGGCGCGAGGACUCGAUUCCACACGAGCUUCGCACGGCGGCAGAGCCCCGACAGAAUCGACUAUACCCGGUGCGGCUGUCGCAUGUGGAAUACGCCAACUCGUCGGUCCGGUUGCUGCAAUUGACUCUUCCGAGACAGGAUUGUGACGAUGUAUAUCAAGAACCCUUUUCUUUCCUACCGGGUCAGUGGUUAGACGUUCAUAUCCCGUCAAUUUCAACGGCCGGCGGCUUCACCAUCACAUCCACGCCCGCAGACGCCCGUGUAUUACCCUCGCUAGACUCGCCGAUCGACCCACCAGAUGGCGAGAACCCCGAGCUAUCAGUCUCUGAGUCUCGAGGCAGAGAGCCCUUUGUAGAAUUGGCAGUUCAAGAGGCUCAGGCUAAUCCUCCCGCGGCAUGGCUGUGGAAGCCCCUCGAGGAAAUCCUGGGGAAACCGUUGAAUAUUCGGGUUGGGGGAAGCUUUACUUGGCCUCCGAGUGUGAACGAGAUCAGUGCGAUCAAAAAUGUGGUGAUGAUUGCGGGCGGUGUUGGAAUCAAUCCAUUGAUUUCAAUACUUGCCCAUUUAAACAACGAAAGUUCCACUUCUCCCCCAUUACAUGUUCAUCUCCUCUACUCCAGUCGCCUCCCGCCAGGCCACACUGCCGCUCACAAGUCAAGUGAAUCACCAUCAAUCGAGGACCUAGAGAGCCAAAUCUUGUUCCUCCCACGAAUUCGGUCCAUCAUUCGCUCCCAGCAGCAAGCUCGACGUCUGCGAGUCUCACUGGACCUCUUCUUGACGCCUGCGAGUUCUUCGGAGCAGGUCUCGGUGGAGUCACCCGCAGAUCUGACCGAGGAUGGGACGAAGGGACCUUUUAGGGCGGUGCAUGGCCAAGAUGGCAAGCGAGAUUCGCGAGAAAGCGUGGCCUAUGUGUGUGGGCCACCGCAGAUGACGGAUACGAUGGUGGAAAUGCUCGAGAUCAUCAUGGGGGCGGAGGGUGGAAAGAGUCGGAUCUUUUAUGAAAAGUGGUGGUAG
Messenger RNA from Penicillium diatomitis, 1158 nucleotides. RefSeq names its product FAD-dependent oxidoreductase. Bases 1 to 1158 code for a protein of 385 amino acids. The record is from RefSeq and is a predicted model, not a curated record. The transcript has 4 exons. Gene Ontology annotation, cellular component: mitochondrion. NCBI's taxonomy places the organism in Eukaryota, Fungi, Ascomycota, Eurotiomycetes, Eurotiales, Aspergillaceae. Gene Ontology annotation, molecular function: oxidoreductase activity.